AUGGCGCCCAUGGUCAAAGGAACGGCUUUCAUCACUGGUGGAGCAUCCGGUAUCGGCAAGAGCACUGCAAUCGCCUUCGCGCAGAAUGGCAUCAGCGCAUUGGCUCUGGUCGACUUGGAUGCAUCACUUCUGGAAGCGACCCGUGAUGAAAUUCGGGCUCAAUUCCCCCUUGUCGCUGUUGAGAUUUUUGCAGUCAAUGUCGCAGGUGAAGCAUCUGUCGAAGCAGUAAUCACCAAAGUAGUGGAUCAAUUUGGUGGUAUAGAAAUUGGUAUCAACUGCGCUGGUAUUAGUGGCACACCCACCCCAACCCAUCUGAUGUCCCUGGUUGAGUGGCAGAAGGUGAUCGAUGUCAACCAAACCGGAGUGUGGCUUUGUCAAAGGGCUCUUAUCCGGCAGAUGUUGAAGCAAGAACCGCGUGGUGUCCGCGAAGGUCGUGGGGUUAUUGUCAACGUUUCGUCGAUGUUUGGGGUUGGCGGUCCUCCGGGUCCUUUUAGCAUUCCGCACUAUACGGCAGCCAAACAUGCGGUGGUCGGUGUCACAAAAAUGGAUGCCAAGGCGUAUGCCCGAGAAGGAGUUCGCAUCAAUGCCAUUUGCCCGGGAUUCGUUGACACCCCUAUUAUCGGUGAACAGAUCAAAUCCGGUGCAAUGAAUCCUCAAUUCGAAUUGACGCCCAUUGGACGUCCGGCACAUGUGGAGGAGAUAUCCGAUGCGCUACUUUUCCUAUCAUCCACAAUGAGCAGUUACAUGUGCGGUGCAGCACUGGUGGUUGAUGGGGGUUAUACUGUUUAG
Molecule: messenger RNA, 789 nt
Organism: Penicillium pulvis
Lineage: Eukaryota; Fungi; Ascomycota; Eurotiomycetes; Eurotiales; Aspergillaceae
Product: SDR family NAD(P)-dependent oxidoreductase
Exons: 5
Coding region: 1-789 (262 amino acids)
Molecular function (GO): oxidoreductase activity, acting on the CH-OH group of donors, NAD or NADP as acceptor
Source: RefSeq, a predicted model, not a curated record